AUGCUGCGGUCGUUUACUAACGCGCACAAGAUGAGCGGCAAGCGUACGCGCAGCUAUAGAUGUGCAGUACAUCAAAGAGACCGCGAGGUCAGUUCUGAAAACGACUUUCAUCUUCUACUAGAGGAUCCCACACUUUUUGCCAGAAUGGUGCACCUCGUAGCAAUGGAAGUCCUCCCUGAGGAGAGGGACCGGAAAUACUAUCAGGAGAGAUACACAUGCUGCCCACCUCCCUUCUUCAUUAUAUGCGUCACUUUAUUAGAGCUCGGUGUGUUCGCGUGGUACGCGUGGGGCGCGGGCGGCGUGGCGGCGGCGGCGGGCCCCGUGCCGGUGGACUCGCCGCUCGUGUACCGCCCCGACCGCCGCCGCGAGCUGUGGCGCUUCCUCACCUACAGCGUGGUGCACGCCGGCUGGCUGCAUCUCGCCUUCAAUCUGCUUGUGCAGUUGGCGGUGGGCCUCCCCCUGGAGAUGGUGCACGGCGCGACGCGGUGCGGCGCGGUGUACCUGGCGGGCGUGCUGGGCGGGUCGCUGGCGGCGUCCGUGCUGGACCCGGACGUGUGCCUGGCGGGCGCGUCGGGCGGCGUGUACGCGCUGCUGGCCGCGCACCUCGCCAACGCGCUGCUCAACUUCCAUGCGAUGCGGUACGGCGCCGUGCGCCUCGUCGCGGCGCUGGCGGUGGCCUCCUGUGAUGUGGGCUUUGCUGUCCACGCUAGGUAUACUAAGGAAGCGCCGCCGGUGUCGUACGCGGCGCACGUGGCGGGCGCGCUGGCCGGCCUCACCAUCGGGCUGCUGGUGCUGAAGCACGCGCAGCAGCGGCUGUGGGAGCGCCUGCUGUGGUGGGCGGCGCUGGGCGCGUACGCCGCCUGCACGCUCUUCGCCGUGCUCUACAACGUGUUCAGCGCGCCCACCGACGAGCUGCACUACAUGCCGCCCGACCCGCCGCCCGACGCCGGCUUC
Brenthis ino (lesser marbled fritillary) is the source of this 954-nucleotide messenger RNA. The record is from the annotation of a GenBank genome assembly. NCBI's taxonomy places the organism in Eukaryota, Metazoa, Arthropoda, Insecta, Lepidoptera, Nymphalidae.